Triticum dicoccoides is the source of this 1149-nucleotide messenger RNA. RefSeq names its product S-type anion channel SLAH3-like. The record is from RefSeq and is a predicted model, not a curated record. Lineage: Eukaryota; Viridiplantae; Streptophyta; Magnoliopsida; Poales; Poaceae. Gene Ontology annotation, molecular function: voltage-gated monoatomic anion channel activity. Gene Ontology annotation, biological process: intracellular monoatomic ion homeostasis; transmembrane transport. The transcript has 2 exons. Gene Ontology annotation, cellular component: membrane. The coding region runs from base 28 to 1149 and encodes 373 amino acids.
CUGCGGUUCCCGAUCAGCGCCUUCGGGAUGGUCCUGGGCGUGAGCAGUCAGGGGAUCCUAUGGAAGACGCUGGCGUGGGCGCCGCCGUCGGCCUUCCUCCACGUCAGCCUCCUGCUGCCCCACGUGCUCUGGUACAUCUCGCUGGCGCUCAUGGCCCUCGUCUCCUCCAUCUACCUCCUCAAGCUCGUCUUCUACUUCGAGGCCGUCCGCCGCGAGUUCCACCACCCCAUCCGCGCCAACUUCUUCUUCGCACCCUGGAUCGCAUGCCUCUUCCUCGUGCAGGGCGCGCCGCGCGACAUGGCCAAGAUCCACCCCGCCGCAUGGUACGCUCUCAUGGCGCCCAUCUUCUGCCUCCAGCUCAAGAUCUACGGCCAAUGGAUGUCCGGCGGCCAGCGCCGGCUCUCCAAGGUGGCUAAUCCGUCCAACCACCUCUCCAUCGUCGGCAACUUUGUCGGCGCGCUGCCGGGCGCCAAGAUGGGCCUCCGCGAGGGCCCCGUCUUCUUCUUUGCCGUCGGGCUCACGCACUACAGUGUCCUAUUCGUCACGCUCUACCAACGGCUCCCCACCAACAUCACGCUCGCCAAGGAGCUCUACCCCGUCUUCUUCCUCUUCGUCGCCGCGCCUAGCGUCGCCUCCAUGACUUGGGCCCAAAUAAAUGGCGAGUUCGACAACGGCGCACAGGUCACCUUCUUCAUCGCACUCUUCCUCUACAUGUCACUGGCCGUGCGAAUCAACUUCUUUAGAGGAUUUCGGUUCUCGCUGGCGUGGUGGGCAUACACGUUCCCGAUGACCGGUGUGUCAAUCGCGACCAUAACAUACGCCACGGAGGUGAACAACGUGCUCACGCGGACUCUCUCGAUCGGCCUCUCGGGCGUUGCCACCGUCACGGUAGCCGGCCUGCUGGUGACCACCAUGCUCCACGCCUUCGUGCUCAGGGACCUCUUCCCCAACGACGUCUCCAUCGCCAUCACCCAAAGGAAGCCCAAGUUCAGCAAGAUGCUCGCGCACCUCCGCUCCUCCAGCUCCGAUAUGAAGGAGCUCGUGCUCUCCGUGUCCAAGUCGCCUAACUCUGACUCCCAUGAGUCGGCCGCGGGGGAUCGAUCGAGGGAGACUCAUCUGUCCGUCCACAAAGGCAAUGCAGAGCCGUAG